This is a messenger RNA of Colletotrichum abscissum, 1362 nucleotides long. RefSeq lists its product as uncharacterized. The transcript has a single exon. The record is from RefSeq and is a predicted model, not a curated record. Bases 1 to 1362 code for a protein of 453 amino acids. Lineage: Eukaryota; Fungi; Ascomycota; Sordariomycetes; Glomerellales; Glomerellaceae.
AUGGCUUGGUGGCAUGAUCUACCUAAUGAGCUUAAGAACCAAAUUUGGGGCCAUCUCCUCAAAUGCGGCCGGGAAGAGAACCAUCCAUUGGCCUCUUACGCUUCCAUCUCUUCCGAAUGGCAGAAAAUCAUCGAACCCUUCGUCUUUGAAGAGAUAUACAUCUCACUUCAUUCCCAAAAGUCCACCGCUAGCCGACGAACAGUUCUCCGGGCCCGCAACAUCCUAACCAAGACUCGCCAGAAAGUCCUCAAACGACUCCGUGUUCGUAUCGACUAUGAUGCCACCAACACGUCCAAAAGCUACAGGAGGGCGUUUGCGGAGGUUGUAGUCUCCUUGUUCGACUUGUUGCAGACCUGGAGGACGGAAGAUGCCAAGAUCGGCCUGGAAAUCGUCGAAGUCCGGCCCUGCGGUCCCCCGCUGCUCAAGUACGGACUAGAGCUCUUGCGGCAGCGAAAGUGGUCAAUCGGUUGCGUGCGGUCGCUCCGCAUCGUGAAACCACAAUCUUACAUUUCCCGCAGUACUGGGCCCGAGCUUGCCGACCUUAUUUUGACUGGACUUGCGCCUGGUCUGGACACAUUGGACUACAACUACGAAAUCGGUUGCCGACCUGGAUAUAAGCACAAGCUUUGCCUAGUCACGGACUGGCAGAUUGCGCCGGUCGAACUGAAGUCGCUCACUAUCCGAGAAUCCUGCGACCAGAGCAACUUGAACACGCAACAUGAUUGGAUCGAAUACAUUCGCACGCAUCAGGGCAUCCCCGAGCAACUGUAUCGUCAGAGCCGCGGGCUGGAGAACCUAUGUGUCUCGUUUGCCAUCGACGCUACUGACUUCUUUUCGCACAUGAUGGACCAGCCCAAGAACGAAGUCCCUUCCCUUCAGGACAGCGUCGCUGGCCCUGAUUGGCCUGAACUACAGGUCAUCAGUCUGACGUCUCAUUCUAUUUGGGACAAGGCACCCGAAAUGACAAACAAGCUCCUGUUGUCAGCCGCGAGAGCUGCCCGACGGAUGCCAAAGUUAAGAGUGAUGGAGCUCUGGAACGCGCGGGAGCAAUAUAUUAUUUCGGCAGGCUGUUUCCGUUACUCCAUUGAGAAAGGUGAUACCCCAACUUUCACAUGGGAGAGUACAUGGGACUUCGAGAUUGAAGAAGCGACAAAAGCGGCGUGGAUAGAUGCCGCCAAGUCACAUUCUCCUGUUGGUCUGAUUUUCGAAGUCCGAAAGGUUGCUGCUAAGCUACCGUGGCCCUUCUCACCUGCCCGGGCUCAUGCGGAUGCGUUUUCCUACCGCAAUGCCUCUCAGUCUCUGGCUGGGUCAAGCACAGAAAACAGCUUGGGUCUGCACGUGGCUGAUCUAGGGUUAAAUUGA